This is a messenger RNA of Colletes gigas, 1529 nucleotides long. RefSeq lists its product as uncharacterized. Lineage: Eukaryota; Metazoa; Arthropoda; Insecta; Hymenoptera; Colletidae. The record is from RefSeq and is a predicted model, not a curated record. Bases 236 to 1501 code for a protein of 421 amino acids. The transcript has 8 exons.
GACAUGGUUAAACCCUGAAUAACGAAUAAUUUAACAAAGUAAUACUAAUAACAACAAACGAGUAAUAGACACGAUACACGAUAUAAUAAAUACAGUUGUUGUCAACAAAUGCCUAUGGUUGACGAUUCUUUGGAUUAGUAUCAACGUAAAUUUAAUUAUUUUCGUGUAUUAACUACGAAAGAAAAUUAACAGAAUUUAAAGAAACUAUCAAACGUUUUAAGAAUAACUAACAAAUAUGAAGCUCGACGUGUACAACGACAUAGUAACAACAAUUCGAAAAUUCCAAGGUCUGUCAAAGGAUUGUAGAGAUUUAUUAAAAGAAAAAUAUACCAACAUUCCAGUAAAUGUAUUGUACAGCAUAUUAUCUUUAGAAAUACAGCAUAAAAUGAAAGUCAAUCAUAGCAAGUUGUUUGGCAACAAUAAGAACUAUUAUGAUACUUACAUAGAAGCUGUACGAAAGGGAGAACCUGUUGGAAUUUUAUUAAAAAUGGCAAAAGAUAUUGGUGCCCAGCCUGCAUUAUUAGCUAGAAAUGUUCUUGAAAAACAUUGUGGACGAGAUGAUUCUAAUGUUUCUCGAAACGAAGUUAGUAAGUUAUUUAAAGACACUACUCUCAUUCAGGACAAGGACCUUGCAUAUGAAGUUUAUUUGUGUAUAUUAUAUGAUAAUUUAUAUGGACCUAUAACAGAUGCUAUCGGAAUUUCUGUAGGUCAAGAGUAUGAGUUGAAAUUACAAAAUUGUUUGACAGAACGAAAUCUUGCAUUUCGUAAUGAGGAACACUUACGAUCGCGGGGAUACGACAAAACUCCAGACUUCAAACUAGAAGUACCAAUCGCAGUAAAUGGUUUUGUAAUUAAUUGGAUAGAAUCUAAAGCACGAUUUGGCAAUAUGGAGAUACAUCAAAAGGAUAGAAUGGCCAAUAAAACAACGACCAAUUUGAAAUCGCAGGAACAGCCCAUGAAAACCGCGGUACAAUUACAACUUGCCAGAAUUAAAAUAGAGGAGGAAGAAGAAUUAUGGAUAUCGGGAGAAGAAUUGUAUACCGAGGGAAGCAGCGACGAAGAAGAAUAUAAACAAUUAAAAUCACGACGCAAAAUCAAUAAUAAUAAAUCGUCACGUGCCUCUCCGGUUAACCCGAAUGUCGAAAGACGAUCUUGUUCGCCGUUUUCUACCGAAACUAAAACAAGUUUGGACCAUUCCGCCAAUGGCCCCAUGGACAGUAUUACAAAGAAACAAACGGUACCCAACACUUCGUCAACAUUUGAUAAGACCACCUCCACGUUUGAAAAAUUAUUAGAUUCAUCGGUGGAAUCCCAACAAAUACAGCAUUUUUCUACAACAGAAUCGCCUGCUACCUGUAUUAUGAAAGAUACAAACACCUCCGAUUUUUUCAUCGAAGAGAACCAGGUAGACAACACGGAAAUCUCGUGGAAAGCAAAAAAAGGUACAUUCGUUUUACCUAAUUCGAGCAAUAACGCCAAAGAAGAAUCAAACAAAUGCUGACACGCGUUAAGAUAAUUCUGUUGUCGUU